Molecule: messenger RNA, 7231 nt
Organism: Anopheles bellator
Lineage: Eukaryota; Metazoa; Arthropoda; Insecta; Diptera; Culicidae
Gene: C3G
Product: guanine nucleotide-releasing factor 2
Exons: 16
Coding region: 118-4656 (1512 amino acids)
Biological process (GO): positive regulation of GTPase activity; Ras protein signal transduction
Cellular component (GO): plasma membrane
Molecular function (GO): guanyl-nucleotide exchange factor activity
Source: RefSeq, a predicted model, not a curated record
UCGCCAGUCAUCCUUCAUCGUGGAAAUAAUACAUUGGUGAACAUAAAGAGAAAAUAGCUAUACUAAAGGCCACAGAACGCCACAAAAUAGUAUUCAGCAGAGCACGAAAUAACAGGAAUGGCCACUUCUAGAGAUGAACGUACGGGCACCACGGCUGCUGCCAUCAAUGGUUAUGAUAACAGCCCCAAUUCUUCUACGAAUCCUGGAGCUACAUCGACGCCCGUGUCCGUUGGACGCAAUGCUCAGACAGGAUGCUCAGCCAAUGGCUCCAGUUCGGUGUGUGCUACUCCUAUUAGCAGCAUCACCGGUGACCAAAACAGUUGUAACGUUACGCUCGGUAUGGUCGUCUCAUCAGGUCAUAAAGGCAGUAUUCGGGGUAACAAAUUGGCUCGACGGGCACGCUCGUUUAAGGAUGACUUUCUGGAGAAAAUUUCACAGAUACGUACACCAACGAACACGAUGACAAGAUCUCAUUCCCCAAACAACCCACGGACUGUGAACUGCAGUCGGAAAAGCACGGCUGACGAACCGACUAGACCCGUCCAGGACCUUAACUAUCAUGUACGUCAGGUUAAAAAUGCUCUUACACACUUUAAAGAUGUGAUUUUGAAGAACAAACUAGAGAUGCUGCCGGGCAACGGAACGGUUGUACUCGAGUCAAUCGCAAAUGUGCACACGGCUCUGCAAUCUUACACACUCGAUGAAAAUAGCACGCCGUUCAUCAAUGCUACUAAUCAUGUGUACAUUUCUCUCGGCAACCUUUUGAAACUUUGUGAUGAAGUGUUGCUAACAAAAGACGGUGAAGAUUGCCCCUCUUUAAGUAAAGAGAACGUGAAAGAGGUUAUUGAACUGGUGGAAAACGCAGUGACCAAUCUCGUAAACUUGGCUAACGAAAAGCUUUCCGAUCGCGACGGCAGUAAACUGCAGCAGAUUGCGAACUCGAAUACGCUUCAACGUCCAACGGUAGAUGUGGUCGGUCAACGGACUUCUCUACCCGAUAUUCCGCUGACACCGCGUGAACGGGAUAUUCUUGAACAAACGUCGUUAAAAACCGUUCGCACAUCUCACAGCACUGAGAGCAUCUUGCGCGAUGCGAGUGACGCGCCACCAAAACCACCUCUGCCGGACCGACGGCAGGAGCCUCCACCGUUACCGCCGAAGCGUAGGAGUCAACAUUCGAAAAAUCAUUCGUUUCACGAUACUUCCGAUUGCAAUUCUGAGUCAACGUAUUUAGGAUGCGGGGCGUUAGAUCGGAUGUCUUUGCGUUCCCGGUCCCCUGAGGACAACUCUAGUCUGUUGAGUGCCAGCGCCGGAUCACUGGACUCAGCUUUAAACCAUUCUCGUGAUGAAGACGAACUGCGCACUCAUAGUGCUGCUACUGGAACCGGGACAACUUCCCAGUUGUGCCAGUCGUCAAACCCUGGUCGCUUGACGUUGAUUACCAUGGCCGCACCGACAUGGGAUGAGUUGCCAGACAACAGUGUUCAUGGUGUAUUGAGUAGCGAACUGGCAGCUCAGAAUAACCGGAACUCGAAUGAAUCUGGUUUCGAAUCUAUGUAUUCGCUUCGUGUGAGCCGUGAUCACCAACAUGUCGGAUCUCUUACAAUCGCACAGCAAAACAAUGCCACAGCACAUGUCCAUCGAUCGGAAUCGGUCGUUGACGGUAUAAGCGAACUCCGAUGUAGCAUGAUGACUGUAGGGACAAAGAUUCAGCAUAGCUCGCAUCAUCAUCAGCAUCACAAUCAAAUGCAUGUUCUCCAACAUCAACACAAUCAACAACAGCACUAUCAGCACCAACAAGUUCAUCAAAAGAUUGACACCAUUAUCACACAAGCCAGUGACGAGUCUGUUCAACAGGAAGGCACAUCAAUAUGUGGCGAAAAGCAGUUGUCGGAGGUCUGUCGAGUUCAAACGUACGCCAAAAACAGUCUGUCCAAGAUGAUGAUGCACAACAGUGUCGAAGAGAUGCUGGCAAACGAUGACGUGUUCCCAUACGCAGCGAGUAAUUUGGAUCGACCGCCAGCACUUCCGGUGAAAACACGAUCGCACAGUAUUAAAAAAGAAAGGCACCUUUCUCAGUACGAUAAUGUGGACGAUUCCGAUGUCGAAAAAAGUUCGCAGGAUGCUCUGGGCCAUUGUUCGAAACAGAGCUCGCCAUCUUAUCUUCAGACUAAGCAGCAGAUAUAUAAUAAUAUAUCCAACAAGCAUAUCAGCCUCAUCGAACCUAGGCAUAUGAAUCGAUUUCAAGAGGAACCUCCGCCGUUGCCAAUAAAAAAGAAACAUAUGUUUCAAAGUGUGGCAUAUUCAGUUAUGGCAUACAUGGAAAUCUUUGGUAGUGCUACUCAAAACCAUUCAGAAUUUACGCGACAUUCGGUGCACACCUAUAACCCGGCCCACUCAGAACAAGUGUCGACCUCUUCUAAUCAAAGUAUUUCACACAGCCAGACAAUGAGCUUAUCACCAUCUCGCAUUGCUUCCGUAACGGUUUCUCCGCCGAAUUCGCCAAAUGUUAACAUUAAGCCUCCGGCCCUACCCCCGAAACGUCAACGAAUCAACAGUAAAACUCCAAGUAUAGCUUCAACGCCUCCUGCCAGCCCCAAGAUCUUUCAAGACCAUCCAUCGUGUCAGCCUCAAUCUCCACUAAUCAACGCAUCAAGCUCGUCAUUGACACAAAAGCAUAAUGUCCAAAUUUUGGCCUGUAGUAAAAAUUUAGAUGUAACGAGCAACAAUUCUUUUAAAGCAAAGGUAUCACCAGGUCAUCUGGACACUGCAAUUGGCGCUCUUUCAGUUGGCGCAAGCACCUAUAAUACGCCAACAACUGAACUUGCUACUGCUACUACUAUUACUACUAGUGACAAUUCAUUUACUUCAACUCCUUAUAUCGCAUCUGAUAGUAACACUAGUGCAAAUUUCUCACCAGAGACAAACGUUCGAUCUUGUGAACUUAGUAUAAUGACAAACUUUGAAGGUGCCGCAAGUAAUAAUUCAAAAACAGUAAACAGCAUUAAAAAAACUGACGAUACCCUAUUCGGUUGCCAUGUUACCAAGAUAGACAGCAACAACAGCUUUCUCAAGUCGCAAACUGUUGACUACUUACAUCUUUGCGAUACUACUACGACAAAUCUUUCUACAUCCAAUACGAAUCUCGAAGCUAAUCACAACAAGGCAGGCAAUACUCUAGUCAACAAACACAGCCAAACCAAUAAUACCAGCGUUACUAGUAGUAUGAAUUCUAAUUAUUUGUUCGAUCAGCAUAACAAAAUUUCUGGCAGUAGUAGUAGUUGCAAGCUUAAAAGUACUUCAGAUGUGACUCUCGAAUCACCUACCGAUCACGAUGAGAACAACAAAGACGGGGACGAGGUGGAGGUGGUUCUUAGGCGAAAUAAUAAGAAUUGCCUGACCCUUGUCGAACAGCAGCAGCCUUGUAACUUGAUGGAAGAGCUUGAUGUGAGCACAUAUUUAGUAUUCAAGAAAGAAAAUGAAGACGGCCCAGAUGUUAAAGGAGGUCAUCCAGAUGCUCUAAUCAUACAUGCAACUAGAGUUCAGAAAAACUCCGAUGACGCAUAUUUUGAGGAUGCUUAUGGUGAAGCAUUUAUUACGACGUUUCGUACGUUUAUAUCGCCAUUGGAACUAAUUCAAAAGCUGUCUCAUCGCUACACAGUCCACCAUUGUCAACUGAAUGAUGCCAAACAGAAAGCCGCCAAAGAAUCUUUUUCGUUACUAGUACGAGUUGUAAAUGAUCUUACUGCUCCCGAUCUAACCGAACGACUGCUUAUCAUGCUGAUGAACUUUAAAUAUCAGCUAGUUAGUGGCGGUCACCUAAACAUGGCUAAACUGCUUCGUGUUAAGUUGAUAGAGAAGGUAUUACUCUACAAGCAGAAGUCAUCGUUUACCUUCCAAACACUCUCUUCUCGGGCGGUAGUAACAUCGCAACCUUCGUUGCUGGAUCUCAAGUCAGCUGAAAUUGCCGAGCAGAUGACCCUGUUGGAUGCAGAACUCUUUCUGAAAAUUGAAAUACCAGAAGUUUUAAUCUGGGCUCAAGAACAAUGCGAAGAACGAUCACCCAACCUAACGCGAUUCACGGAGCACUUCAAUAAAAUGUCUUAUUGGGCACGAACGCAGAUCCUGUCACAAAACGAUGCCAAAGAUAGAGAAAAGCACGUGAUUAAGUUUAUUAAAAUCAUGAAACAUUUGAGAAAAAUUAACAACUACAACUCCUAUUUAGCACUGCUAUCAGCGUUGGAUUCAGCGCCUAUUAGAAGGUUAGAGUGGCAUAAAACAAUCACCGAAGGAUUAAAGGAAUACUGUGCGCUAAUCGAUUCAAGUUCCAGUUUCCGAGCAUAUAGACAGGCACUCGCUGAAACAAACCCGCCAUGUAUCCCAUACAUUGGACUUGUAUUGCAAGACUUAACAUUCGUACACAUAGGCAACCCUGACUUGCUGCCUGACGGAUCUACUAAUUUCUCUAAGCGAUGGCAGCAGUACCAUAUCGUAGUGAAUAUGAAACGCUUUAAAAAAGGGUCCUAUCCAUUCAAGAAGAAUGAUCGAAUCAUCGGCUUUUUCGAAAAUUUCGAAAACUAUUUGGACGAAGACGCAAUGUGGCAGAUAUCAGAAAACAUUAAACCACGCGGAACAAGAAAAAACAAUGUCAAUUAGUACAGGCUGAACUGUUUGGGUGGCAAUGAUGAUGGCGAAGCAGCAGCAAUGCCUCAUCAUUCAUCUUCUAUCACGGAAAAUCUUCGUCAAAAUAGUGGUUUAAAAAAGCAAAUUGGCGAAACGAAGCACGUUUUCCACAAAUUUAAUCGCAGCUUAAAAUAAAAUAAAGGCUACAUUUUACGGAAAUAAUGAUACAUGAAUUAGAUAACAAUCAUGUCAUAGAUUCAAAGUAAUAGACUAGCUUCACGUAUUACAGGCGCUUGCAUUCAAAUUGUUGCCUUUUGUAUUGUUAAAGUUUCAUUAUUUUCUAAAGGGAUUGGCCUAUUGCUAUAAACCAAGUAUUUAUUUAUUUUUGAACAUAAACGUUUGUAUACUACUCUAUUGCUUUACUUUUUAUUGAAUUAGUGAAAAUAUUUUGUCCUACAAAACAUUAAAUUUAUAUUUCUAACCAUUGGAACUAAAGUAUGUACGUUAUGUUAACUAAAGUAAAGUAUGUUUAACCUAGCUUAAACAAAAAUGUAUGUCAGAAAAUACGAGUUUUCAAGUACUGCAUAAAACUGCAUAAGGUAUAGAAUAUGUAUAGUAUCUAAAUCUUAUUGCAGAAAUCGACACAUAAGAUAGUAAACACUCACUAUAAACUGAACGCGUUGGCGCUCAGCAAAGCAAAGAAACUAAGUGUGUGUCAAUAAGUGAUUCUUUGAAAAAUAUAAACUUUUAUUUUAGUAUAUCAUUACAAUUAGUUAUUUCGUGUUUUCCUUAAGCUUUCAUAUCUAUAAUUUCAUCAUUCAUCCUACAAUUAAUCCAUGCACUCCUUUUGAUUCAAUAUCCAUUUGGAAAACCUUGUUCGUCUCGAUGUUAUUAUUCGUAUGACUUGAUUGAACAUGGCAAUACAACGAACUAACUUAGUAUGCAUAUGAUUAAAAUACAUAUUAAACAUAUUUAUAAAUUUGAUAAAUUUUUAAGACAUAAAUAAGAACAAGAGAUGUAAGGGAAGGUAUUCCUGUUGAUAUUUAAUGUAGACAUAAAUACUAAAAUAACAGAUCAAUCCCAAAAUUUGGUUUACCCUUAAAUAGCAUUGAACAUUAAGAAUAUUUCAAAACAUUAAAAAUUCUUUCAUUAAUUAUUAUUUAUUUUGUUGCCAACUUGUUGAUCGAUUUGGCAGUUUUAACCGGCGAAUUUUAUUUUUAUCGAAAAUUACUCUAUUCCAUUACAUACUGAAGAUCAUAUUAGGAAGCAGUUUAAUGGGAAGUAAAUCGUGGAAAACUAAUGCCAGAAACAUUUAAUUGUUCACAGAAAUAUAAUAUUAAAAAAAAUCCUAUAUGAUUGAUUUCUGAUUUUAGUAACGUUACGUAAUAUUAUGCAGCUUUAUAAUAGUCAAUAAAGUGAUUGGAUAUAGUAAGAAAAUUAUUACACCGUAUACAGAUCUCUAUAUCAUAUAUUGUCAAUAUAAAAUGUAAAUCAACAGUUCGAAAACGUUAGCUAUAUCAAAUUUGCAUGUCUAAAAUGUUACAACUCUAAUAUAAUACUAUUUAACUAGGCCAUAAGGAACAAAAUAAUCAUGAAUGAAACGCACUGAGUAUAUACUAAGUAUUUUAAAAAGCUCUGGAAUGAAUGUGAACGCUUAUUAUAAAUCAUAUUUUCAUCAGAGCAACUAAUUUAAACAGAUGACUAAUUUAAUCAGACAAUUGGACCAAAGUGAACGGUUUUAAUUAUAUGUUUAUAAGAUAAGGUAUUCCAUAUGAUUUUCUUAGAAUGCCUAAAAUACUUAAUUUACACGGUGAAAAAUUUUUAUAUUUUGGAAGACACAUAUCGCAGUAAAUGGACUUAGAUCAACUAUGUACAUCAUACGACUCACAGCUUUUCUUACAUCUUACGGCUGAAGUAAACAUAAGGUAUGUCAUAUUUGUAAUUUAUGACUGAAUAUGGACUGAAUAAUGACUAAUGUGUUACGAAAUUUCAAAAUUGCUGAUGAUUAUCAGCAUAGUGAAUAACAAGUAUUUCAGAUUAAACUAUCAAACAUACGCACAAAUGAAAAGACGAAAUCUCAUGCAUUCGAUGCGCUUAAUUAUUGCACGAUAAAAUUUUGAGCAAAAUAUCUAUAUUAAAAAUAAAUGUGUCCAUAAAUUAUAUAAAGGUAGAGUUAAAGCAUUCAUGAUUUAAGAAAAUUUGGUCUUAUCUCUUCCGGCUAGCAGAUAAAGUAAUAGACACAGAAUUCACGAACACAAGAAAAUAUAUCUGAUUAAAGAGUAGUGGGAGUUAAUGCAAUUUUACCUAAUAAAUAUACAAAACAUCGUAUAACAACAUGUGAUGUAUUUACAAAUGUAUGCUGGGACGUAACAUUGUCUGGAAUCACAUACAUUGUACAUUUAUUGGAACUUUUAUGUACAUACUAAGCAUAAUAGUUUUUAAUUUUAAUAGAACGCAAACCAAUCUGUGAAAACGUCGUGACGAUACUCUAUUAGAAGUGUAUUGAUCAGAACCAAACCUGCCGUUACAGGAGAAAUAGAUGAAACAAAAAUUAAACUAUGGCUAUUAUGCUAUCUUUGGCCUGUUCGUUAAAUAAUUUAACAUUUAC